AUGAGUCCGACGAAAGAUGGAAGAAACCGCGUGGUCGCGACGGGGAGUCCCGAGCAGCGAAAAUCCUCGGUCCACCGGUUGGAGCCGUCGCCGAAUUUCUUGGAGAUCGAGGGAUGGCAGACCAACGGGGUGGAGGGAUUGCAGAUAAAUGGAAGGGAGGGACACGCGCGAAGACUGUCGGCGAAGAACUCCGACCGCAGGGUGGAUGGAAGUCCACGGUCCGAGGACGAUGCCAAUCGCGUCGAGUCGAAUGGUCGCGUUGCGGGCGCGCCGGCUCGGCGGGGUCAGCGCGAGGUUAACGGCGACCGAAGAAGCGGUCAGGCCCCGCUUUUGUCGGAAGGGGUGGUCUUUGAAGAGCCGGACGAGGCGCGGGGCGUACAAAGAACGCCGCUGGUGGGCGUGUUUGAAGUUUCGGAGGGCUCUGAAGGCAUUAAUCGAAGUUCCGGAGAGGUUUCUUCUCCGUCGCAUCAGGACAAGGAGAAGGAUCGGAUCCUCAAACUAUCGCCCGCCAAGAUGCAGGCGCUCACAUCGUCGCCGCAGUCGAUCCCCUAUCGCGCGGCCCCGUCGGAGUCGGAACCGGGUCGACGAGUCGUGUCGGACGGGAUGCGCCCCGUCGUUCCUCCGCUGGAGCCAGUCGACGAGUCACAUGUGCCGGGGGACAAGGUGCGCUCGAAUCAGGAGUCGUUGGAGGGCGCGCCGAGCGCGAUCGGCAGACCGUCGACGUCGACGACGACAACGACGCGCAGUCGGCCCAUGCCCUCGCGGGCUGUCUCGACGCCCGGCAGCAUGCGGCGACAGACCGUGGCCGCGGGGAAUGAGCGCCUCGCACAGACGUGGGCCUCGCGCUCGAAACAGGACCGCCUGCCGAUCAACCGGGAAAGCGAGACGAAGCAGACCGUCCCAUCGUCACAGAUGGGCGAACCGGCGCUGCCCUCUCCGGUGCCGCCCACGAUCCCCAUCCCGCCGUUGUCCGUGCCGACGUACCUGCAGCUCGAGCUGUCGUCCGGCCGACCUUCCCCUCUGUAUAUUCACCGCACUGCGAUGAGCGACUUCCCGUACGAGUCGUCCCGCGUGAAGCUGGAGCGGCUGAUGAAUUUCCUGAUCCUCCCUCCGGCGCUGGAGCAGGUCCUCUGGUUUGGGACCCUGGCGUGUCUGGACUCGUGGCUCUACUCGUUUACCAUCCUCCCGCUGCGCUUUGCCAAAGCGCUGUACAUAUUGUUAGAGUCAUGGGCGGUCAACCUGGGCGUCGAGUUUCGGUACGUUUCCGGGUUUGUGGUUAAGGGUGUAGGACGCGUGUGGCGCAGGCGCAACAACGCACCGGCGGACAGCACCAGCCAGGAGGUGCCUCGAAGUUCGGAGCCAGGACCGCGGCGGUCGCGGACAGCGUCCAUGAAACAGGAGAUGCCCAUCGAACGGCCCGUCAGGAUCAAAGCGACGGAACCGAGGCGGCGUCGUACAGACACCCAGUUCCGUCCGCAACAUCGACGGCAAAAGUCCAUCCCCUCGGCGCUGAUGCCCGACGACAAGGCGGACAUCCUCAAGGGCCUGCUGAUGAUCGCCACCUGCGUCGUGCUGAUGUACUUCGACGCCAGUCGCAUGUACCACUGGAUCCGGGGACAGGCGGCCAUCAAGCUGUACGUGAUCUACAACGUGCUCGAAGUGAGCGACCGCCUCUUCGCCGCCAUCGGCCAGGACGUGCUCGAGUGUCUCUUCUCGCGCGAGGCGCUGGAGCGUCGGCCCGACGGGCGUAGCAAAGUGUUCCGGCCGUUCGGGCUGUUUCUUCUAGCGCUGGGGUACACGGUGACGCACGCGACGUCGCUAUUCUACCAGGUCAUGACGCUGAACGUGGCGGUGAACUCGUACUCGAACGCGCUUAUCACACUGCUCCUCUCGAACCAGUUCGUGGAGAUCAAGUCGACGGUGUUCAAGAAGUUCGAGAAAGAGAACCUGUUCCAGCUGACCUGCGCGGACGUAGUCGAGCGGUUCCAGCUGUGGCUGAUGUUGACGAUCAUCGCAUCGCGGAACAUCGUCGAGACUGGGGCGCUGAACUUCAUCGGCGAGCUGGGCACCAGCUUCAGCGGGCAAGCGUCGGCGAGCACUAACAGCACGCCGAUGUCUACACCACCGCGCAUGGCCUCGUCUAUCCUCCCACAGUCCUUCACCAUCGUGCCAUCCUCUAUCGUCGCCUCCUUCAGCCACGUCAACUCCUUCCUCCCGACCCUAGCCCAAGUCCUCGGACCAUUCCUCGUCGUGCUCGGCUCCGAAAUGCUAGUAGACUGGCUCAAGCACGCCUACAUCAACAAAUUCAACAACACCCGCCCAGCAAUGUACCACCGCUUCCUCGACAUCCUCGCAAAGGACUACUACACGAACGCCUUCGGCGACCCGAACCUCAUGCGCCGAGUCGGCCUCCCCGUCAUCCCGCUCUCCUGCCUCUUCUUCCGCGUGUCGGUCCAGACCUACCAAAUGUUUCUGACAGCGCUCCUCCCACAACAACCCUCCUCCACAGCCGUAGACUCCACCUCACUCUCCUCCAUCCACAGCCACUACGCGCCGUCACCCCAGCCCUCCCUCCCGCCACUCACACUGCGCACAAUCCUCCCCGCCUCCGCCGCCCACGCGGGUGCCUUCUUCCGCCAGCUCCUCGCGAACGCGAUCCCCACCCCGGCCCAAUCAGUCUACAUCUUCACCGCCGUGCUCCUCCUAACAGGCUUCGUCCUCCUCCUAAUCAUCAAGCUCCUCCUCGGAAUGCUCCUCCUGACGUGGUCCCGCGGACGGUACAAAUCAAUGAAGCAGCGCGAGCGCGAGCGCGAACACAACACAGACAUGCCCCCGCCACCCCCGCCAUCACAGCCACAGCCACAACAACAACAACAACAACAACAACCUCCCCCAGACCACGGCAACGCGCCGCGCGGGCGAGAAUACGCCGUCGAAGGCAGCCGCCGCGUGGGCGGGUGGGGCGUGGUAGAAGUGAACGACGACCACCGGCGGUGGAUCUACGCUGAUGAUCCUGCGGCGCUCAAGCGGUUGAAGGCGCGCGAGGAGAAGGAGAGGAGUGGACGGGGAGAGGAGGAUUGGAAUAUGGAUCAUGUGACGAGGUAUGAGAUGGUUGCUAAGAGGAUUUGGUAA
Aspergillus campestris IBT 28561 is the source of this 3132-nucleotide messenger RNA. Its product is annotated as TAPT1 family protein. NCBI's taxonomy places the organism in Eukaryota, Fungi, Ascomycota, Eurotiomycetes, Eurotiales, Aspergillaceae. Gene Ontology annotation, cellular component: endoplasmic reticulum membrane. Gene Ontology annotation, biological process: maintenance of protein localization in endoplasmic reticulum. Bases 1 to 3132 code for a protein of 1043 amino acids. The record is from RefSeq and is a predicted model, not a curated record. The transcript has a single exon.